This is a messenger RNA of Terrapene triunguis (Three-toed box turtle), 7204 nucleotides long. It is a transcript of the gene SRL, whose product is annotated as sarcalumenin. The transcript is spliced from 8 exons. Gene Ontology annotation, molecular function: GTP binding. The record is from RefSeq and is a predicted model, not a curated record. Lineage: Eukaryota; Metazoa; Chordata; Testudines; Emydidae. The coding region runs from base 91 to 3531 and encodes 1146 amino acids.
CCAGUUGCCCUAGUGACUGUGGCCUGUCCCCUUCUCCCAGCUGCUGUAUAAAUAGAGGUGCCGAGCAGCAGAGAGCUCCUGGCAGCCACCAUGCAGGGACUGAGGCUGCUGUGUUGCUGCGUGGCGUCUCUCCUGCUCCUCGGGGCUGCAGAAUUGCAAGUUUCUGCCUCGGGGGGCACUGAAGAUGUUGCCAACUUUGUUGAGAAUCCCUUAUCAGCUGGAGACCGGAGCCUAGAGGGGAACAAAGGGGUACUUUGCCCAGACUCUGUACCUCCUGAGAAGACUGUUCUCCUCCAGCCUGCAGACAGCAAUGAGGCAGCAGCCCAGGAAAGGAGCGGAAUGCCACAUGACUGUGGUUCCAAGACAGGUGCUGAUAUAAAUAUCCCUGUUGAUGGCUCGAACAAUGAGAGCCAAGAGGAGGACAAUGACAUGAACGUUGCUAAUGCUUCUUCAUCGGUUUCAGAAUGUGACACUGCCACAGGCAGCAAUGCUGAUGGAGGUGAGAUUGUGGCGAGAGAGCCAGAGCCAGCAGAAGGGACUCCUCUCCCAGGGGAAGACACGGAAGAGCUGCUGGCCAAAGAACAGCCCGGAGGCAGCAGGAGCGAAGCUGCAAAGGACAGCAAGGAGGAGGGGGAGCUCCAUGCGGCAGGGGUGGAGAUCAGUCUGGAAGAGGCUGGGAGUGAAGAGGACAGGCAAAACUCUCCUCCCGCCACAGCAGGGAGUUUUGAAGAGAGCACCCGACUGCCUGCAGAGGAGAGGCAGGUUUCCCAGCGUGGUACAAAGGCUCUGGCUAGAGAGGAGGUAGCAGCAGCAGAGCACCACUCAGGGCCUGAUGAUGGCAAAGAUGCUGCUGAAAAGGAAAGCGAAAUCAGCGAGGCCUCCCAGAGGAGCACGCCACCCUCGCCGGCCAGCGGGGAAUCGCCCCCUCAGGGAGAUGCACAUAGCGCUGAACCUGCUCUAGCAGAGCCAGGAACUCUUGAGGAAGAGGGGACACAGCCGGAAGAAGGCUCUAAAGAAGACAAGAGCCGUAUUCCACAUGCCAGCCAAGGUGCCGAAUCUCACGUGCAAGGUAGGAAUCAUGCAAACAAGCAAGACAAAGAAGUCUCUAGCUCAGAGACCAGUCAUGUCUCUGGGGACCCUCUCGGGGGCAAUGGACUAGCUGUAAAAGAGAAGGAACCUGAUUCAGGCAACAAAACUGGUGACAGUCCUGAGGGGGAGACCGCCACUGAUGGCCAGCCAGCGGAAAGGGACCGAGAGGAACCAGGCACUGCCUCGGCUGAGGGAGUGGGAGAAAACCCUAACUUGGAAGCAGAAAAGUCUGAAGAAAGUUCAGAGGAAGAGGAUGAUGACCAGGAAGAGUCUGAGGAAGAGGGUGAUGACUCAGCAGAGGAAGAGGGUGAUGACUCAGCAGAGGAAGAGGGGGCUGGCCUGGCAAAGGAAGAGGGUGGUGAUCCGGCAGAGGAAGAGGGGGCUGGCCUGGCAGAGGGGGUUGGCCUGGCAGAGGAAAAGGGUGGUGAUCUGGCAGAGGCAGAGGGUGGUGAUGAGGCAGAGGGGGCUGGCCCAGCAGAGGAAGAGGGUGGUGAUCCGUCAGAGGAAGAGGAAGAGGGGGCUGGCCUGGCAGAGGCAGAGGGUGGUGAUCUGGCAGAGGCAGAGGAAGAGGGGGCUGGCCUGGCAGAGGAAGAGGGUGGUGAUCUGGCAGAAGCAGAGGAAGAGGGGGCUGGCCUGGCAGAGGAAGAGGGUGGUGAUCUGGCAGAGGCAGAGGAAGAGGGGGCUGGCCUGGCAGAGGAAGAGGGUGGUGAUCCAGCAGAGGCAGAGGAAGAGGGGGCUGGCCUGGCACAGUCAGAGGAAGAGGCUGAAGAAGUCAUUGCCCCAGAUGUCCGAGAGGCUGCUAGUGACAUGGAAGACCAUGGCCAUGUCAAAGAGGAAGAGAUCAGUGAAGUGGAACCUGAGUCUGAUUCUGCAGGCCAGGAGAAUGCACCCCGCAGAGACAUGGAGCAGGACAAAGAUCGCUCUCACAAUAGUAACCCAGCUGUAGCAGGAAGCCUUUCUGUGGAUGCGCAGUUAGUGGCAGAAACAGACAGCCCACCUGGCAACAACCGUCCUCCUGCUGGUGCUGUGCCUGACCCCAGACAAAUAGAAGAGACAGAAGAUGUUGGGGAGACUGCCAAGAGGGACCGUUCCCAUAUAGAGAGCACCCUUAAACUGAGUGAGGCUAAACCUGCAGAUGACUACUCAGCAACACUGCAGCGGUUGAGGAAGAUCUACCACUCCUCCAUCAAACCCCUGGAGCAGUCCUACAGAUACAACGAGCUCAGGCAGCAUGAGAUCACAGCUUACCACGGACGUACCCUGGGCUCCUCAGCCACAGACGGGGAGAUUACGUCCAAGCCAAUGGUGCUGUUCUUGGGACCAUGGAGCGUUGGCAAAUCCACCAUGAUAAACUACCUCCUAGGGCUGGACGACACGCCCUACCAGCUGUACACAGGGGCCGAACCCACCACCUCUGAGUUCACGGUCAUCAUGCACGGCCCAAAGCUGAAGACCAUCGAGGGCAUCGUGAUGGCUGCUGACAGCGCACGCUCCUUUUCGCCCCUCGAAAAGUUUGGGCAGAACUUCCUGGAGAAGCUGAUCGGGAUAGAGGUGCCUCAUAAGCUUUUAGAGCGGGUCACCUUUGUAGACACACCGGGCAUCAUUGAAAACCGCAAGCAACAGGAACGAGGUUACCCAUUCAAUGACGUGUGCCAGUGGUUCAUCGACAGAGCCGACCUCAUCUUUGUCGUCUUUGACCCUACAAAGCUGGAUGUGGGGCUGGAGCUGGAGAUGCUGUUUCGCCAGCUGAAGGGCCGGGAGUCUCAGAUAAGAAUAAUCUUGAACAAAGCGGACAGUCUCGCCACCCAGGAGCUUAUGAGAGUCUAUGGCGCCUUGUUCUGGAGCUUGGCUCCUCUGAUCAAUGUCACUGAACCUCCCAGGGUCUAUGUCAGUUCCUUCUGGCCCCCAGAAUAUCACCCUGAAACUCACAAGGAUCUGUUCCUUAAAGAAGAGAUUUCACUCCUGGAAGACCUUAACCAGGUGAUUGAAAACAGGCUGGAGAAUAAGAUUGCCUUCAUCCGCCAACAUGCCAUCCGGGUUCGCAUCCACGCUCUCCUGGUCGACCGCUAUCUGCAAACCUACAAGGACAAAAUGACCUUCUUCAGUGACGGGGAGCUGGUAUUCAAGGACAUUGUGGAAGACCCUGACAAGUUCUACAUCUUCAAGUCCAUCCUGGCAAAGACCAAUGUCAGCAAGUUUGAUCUCCCCAACCGCGAGGCUUAUAAGGACUUCUUCGGCAUCAAUCCCAUCAGCAGCUUCAAGCUGCUAGCUCAGCAGUGCUCCUACAUGGGAGGAUGUUACCUGGAGAAGAUCGAAAGGGCCAUUACUCAUGAGCUUCCUGAUCUCUUGGGGAGUAUUGGCUUGGGGAAGAAGCCCAGUGUUCUCUCCUGUGACACAACUGGCUGUGGUGAAACCCCAAGGAACCGCUAUAGGAAACCAUAACAUGCUAUGUACUAACAUAACCAUUCAUGUGUUCCUAUUGGUGAAUGAGCUUAUGUCUUAUCUGUCCAAGAAGCCAUGGUUUAUUAACCCUUUGAGUGCCACACUGGCAAGAGCUACUGUACAACGAGGACUUUGAGUCAUUGACAUUAAUGGCAGGGGAAAUGGGGUGGGCAUAGAAAAGAGAAUAAAGAACUGUGAAUUCCUGACAUUUUAUCUUUGUUAUUUCAAAUAGAAAGCAAUGUUUAAGCUGUAAGUAAAAGCAACAAAUGGUGAACUAAAGCUUUACCUGCUUUUUCACUGGUACUGAAGUUCAUGAGUGUGGAACAAGAAGUUCAACCUUUGCAUACACUAAGCAGACAGGGAGUAGGAAACGCAGACUCUGGAAUGAUAACCUGGAGGAAGGCUUCGACGCCUUGACCUGGAGAACCGGAGAGGGUCAUCCCUGGGGAGAGAGAGAUCCAGCAGAGUAAAUGUCAGCUUUUGGUGGCUGUAUAUAGGCACGAGGACCACAGAAAUGCCUAUAAAUAAAUAAUAAUCUGUUUUUUUUUCUUUCCAAGACUUGUAGGCCAUCAGGUUCAGUUCUUUGUGAGCUCCAUUUGGAUGACAGUUGAGCUGUAACUCAGAAUCUUUAGCAUUCACCCAGGUAUUAGCCCUCUCCUAUCCCCAGGGGUAGGGAAAGAAAGACCCCAUGUCUGUGUUUAGACUGGAUUCAGUCCAAUCUCUGGGAACAUAUGGCAUUGUUAGCACCAAAUGCAUGUCCCAGGUGGGAUUUGGAAGUCUGGCUCAUAAGGAGAAAUGGACUGGAGCUGAAAGAGCAAUGGCACUUAAGUUACAUUUGAGAGACAGUGGUUGUAACUCAAGAAAGUUCAGAAGAAAGCCUUUGAAAGCAUCGGUCUGUCCCUGUGCCUGAGAAGAGGCAGGGAGCUUAGCGUAUGCAUUUGCUGUUAGCGUCACGCAGUUGUUGGCAAGUCAAGCACAAACCUUGGUAGGGCUCAGAGGGUUAAUCGAUUUGCAUUUUGACCUUGUUUAUGCCAGUGUUGCAUGUUUUCUCCGAGUCAGAUCCCUGCGUUGUUGUGCGGUUUGGAGGAAGACAGGAACACCCUCCAUUUCACAGCUGUUGCCUGUUUUCUCUUCCAGUCUUUUUGCUGUAAGUUAGGAAGUCAAAGGUGUCUGGGCCCUAUCUUAUUUGGGCUGAGCCAAGCAGUCAUAUUUAUUUGUUGGAGUUGCCAUGUUGUUCACCUGCCCCAACACACCAACACCCAAAAUUGUGAGUUGCAGGAAAUGAUGCCAUUGGAACCAGUGCCAGCCUCUCAGUGGACAUAGUUCAUUGUAGAUGGCAACUAAAGCACAGGGGAAGUAUGGGAGCCCUUUUCACUAAGCAGGCAUUGUUUGGUUGCAAUGACCCAGCAUGGCUGGUGGUUGAGCUAAGCACUAACUGAAGAAGAAGGUGGAUGUUGCCCUGAAUAGUGUACGAGACCUGCUAAAUAGCCUUUCUUCAUUAUUCUCCCUGUCAAAUGGACCAGAGCUGAGGCUGGUCUUCAGAGAACCUUCUGAGUAGAAGUACUCACUGUAACAUACCUUAUCUGCCCGGGGUCAAGAAUUCAAUGAAAUGCCAAGCAAAGCAAGGCAAAGAUAGAAAGACAAAAGGAAAUAAGAAAGCCAUAUGUUGGCUUUUUAAAGAAGAAACUCGAGCAGAUGAGAAAGUGGAAGGUGCUGACCAGAGCCUGUUGGGAGCAUGGCAUGGGGCCUGAAAGGCAGCACAUCUCUGAUCCACAUGUGUGAAUAGAGAUGGAGCUGUGGCUACAGGAGAACCAGACAUAUCUAGCAUUGGUCUGCGAUUCAGCUUCCUUGGUGCCGAAACCUUGAGUUUAAAAGAAACGGUCUUUUAAAGCAAUCCAGGUGAGUUCUAGUGGGCAUUGUUUCAUGGGUGUUUGACUUGAUCCAAAUGUGUCACCCUGGAGGACACAUCUGAUGGGUAAUGAGUCCCCAAAGGCUGGGUGCCGGAGAAGAAACAAGUACAUCGAUGAGUACUGCAAGAGGGCAGGUUACAUGCCGAGGGAUUUUGUGCACAGCACUGAAAGGAACAGGGGCAGCUAAUGAAGGCAAGAAAAGGUGUCAGAGAAACUGACAUCCGAAAUAGCACAAAGAGAAGUGACAUGCUGGUGAGUCAAUACUGAGUGAGGUCUCAGACUGCCUUGGAGCUGCUUCCUCCAUUCACUUCUGUUCUUCUUCUCCUCUCUUUCUUUUACGUUACCCCAUUCCUCCUCCUCAUCCUUCUCUGUCUUGGUCACCCACUCUUUCUCACUUCUCAUUGUCCUCCAUUAAGCUUACCUGCUGCUCCUGUCACUUGGCCUAGUUUGCAUGGUUUUCUUAGGAGCGAAUGGAAAAGAAACACUGUCAGAACUGUGCUAAUUUUGCCACUGCUUCUGCCAUCACAUUAUGUUUUAUUGUCACCAUAAGCAAAUAAGUCUGUUAAACUUUUCUAAUUCUCUGUGCCUUAUUCUUCCUGCUCGUUCUUUGCCUUUUUAUUUCUCUUCGCUGUGCUGUCAUCUUCUUUUUGUCUUUCCCCUUUUCUUCAGUCUUUCUCCUACCUUUUCUUUCCUCCGUUUCUUGUCAUCCUCUUUUCACUAUACCCAGGUCCUUCCUUACUAGUUCCCUCUAGCUCACUAGCAUCCUGCUGGUCAUAAAGCUACUGCUCUCCUUUUGGGUGUUGGUGUAGGUUAUGACUGUGGUGUGGCUGGUGUUACCAACAUGAUAUAGACCGAGGAAUGUUGGCAGCAUUGAGGAGGAUGGAGGUUGUAAAGCAUGGUUGUCUACAAGUACUGGGCCUGUUGGUUGACGUCCUGUUGGGUAAGCAUUCAUUGACAAUGAAGAUCUCUGCAUAUACUCAAGAAAAUCUCCUGUAAUCAGAUGAGUUCACCUUUUAACAUGUGACUGACAAAAGCAUAGUACUGGCUCAAAAGCCCAGCAUAGAGGCUCAUGCAUUGAUCAUAACCACCUUCCCAUCUGAAAAUUUACACUAGGAUUCUCUUCUUAAAAGCACUCCUGGCGCUCCAAGUUUAACCCCCCUGUGGCCUGACAUCAGGUGACCCUUAAGAAACAGUGGACCUAAGAAGUGCAUUUGUUUGUUAACUGCACAUCAAGCUGGGCCCACUCUUAGCUCUGGUUGGCUCCCACAGCCCUUGUUGGGAAUCGGACACAUUUCUGAUGGCCUUUCUUCCCAAGCCCCUUGACACUUGAAAUGACUUGCAUGGCCACAGCAAAUGAUGGUUAGUCUAAGAAGGACUGUAGUUCAAAGCCCAUCUCAUCUGGCACAAUCUGAUGACACAGCAGGCUCCUACCAUCAAUCUGACUGUCUCUGUUUUAUGAAACAAUGAACCUGAUUAGAAACAAAAUAUAAAGCGUGACAUGAGCAAUGUGUCUCUGAGUUACAGGAAAUGCAUCAGGAAUGAAAACAGGGAGCCUGAAGAUCUUUUAAUUUUGCUAAAAAACCCAACAUCCCUAAACCCACUGUUGUGUGCUUCUUUUUUAACAGGAAUCUGGACAGACAGAUUAUAAAGAAUUACAUGCUGUAAUAUAUUCCCAAUUAGGUGUUCAUGAUAAUGUGCAUUUGGAUAAAAUUGUUGGUCCUGUACAUCAACCCGUCUAAUAAAAUCAGUAUUUUUCAAACACA